GUUUCAUCACACGUUUCUUGAUUUUCGUGAGUUAAAUUAUUGAUUAUGAUGAAGUUUUAUCAAACAAAAUCAGAAUGAAAAUUAUACACGCAAAGCGAAGGCCUUCUCGUCCUUUUAUGGACAGGUUCGUCCAUCUGGCGGUGGAACUGGUGAAGUUGGUGUUCAAGAUUAUCGAAGGCAUCAUAAGAGCUUUGCUGGAAGUAGCUGUGGACCUGUAUUUCUAUGGCAUCUGUGCUGCCACGGGAUUGGUUAUAGGAUUCUUCAUUUUAAGGAACGGGGUCUGCGAAGGGAAGAAUUGCUUCUCCAAUAGUACCUUCAACAACCUGGUGAUGAUGACAGGUUGUGCCCUGACUCUUAUAGCCGCCUACACAAUUUACAAAAGACUAAUCUGAUUUGAAAAGUAGUAGCUUAAAUACGCAUGAAAAAUAAAAACUUUCCUUU
This is a messenger RNA of Ostrinia nubilalis (European corn borer), 441 nucleotides long. RefSeq lists its product as uncharacterized. The coding region runs from base 75 to 392 and encodes 105 amino acids. The record is from RefSeq and is a predicted model, not a curated record. NCBI's taxonomy places the organism in Eukaryota, Metazoa, Arthropoda, Insecta, Lepidoptera, Crambidae. The transcript is spliced from 3 exons.